AUGAACAGCUACAAUCAGAGAAUGCCUAUGGCAGCUCAGUAUGGUGGCAAUGGUGGCCAAGGUGCUCUCAAUAACCUUGUCAACUUGAGAUCGGCACUUCCCUCUCCUAUUGGACCCACUUAUCCAGCAUCUGCCAGUCGUGUCGAUCAGAAUAAUCCAGUCAUGGUACUUCCAUCUGGCCAGACAGUGCCAAUCUCUGCCUUCCUUCCACCAGCUCAGCAUGGCACAGACCAAGCCACAUAUUCUGCCAAUGGACUUUACAGUGGCUACCUCCACAGCGGCAACAUGCAACAAAACAAUCUGGCACAUUACAACAGUGGUAUUGCUUUCCAGCCAGCUAUGCCUGAAUUUGAUCCUGCACAACGUGCAAUCUGGGCCAAGAAUGACGAGAAUGUCGGCUAUAGCCAGACCAAUGGUGCAGUUGGCACAGAAUUUUACCCUGGCUAUCCAUACCAAUCUGCAGUCGACAAUCAGACCUACAUUGCUGGACCUAUUCAACCUAUGAAGACCAAAGACAACAAAGGCUAUGAGAUGGUGAAUCUCGAUGAGCUUGUCAGCAGAGACCCUGUCAUACCCAGAGCUGUUCCUGCUCUCUGGACCAACCAAGAAGAGCUCACUCUUGCCAAAUGUCUUCAAAAUCCGGAAGGCAUCACGAACGUCUACAUUCGUGGCUUCAUGCCUGAUACCACUGAUGAAGACCUGCACCAAUGGGCUUCUCGAUUUGGUGAAAUUGAGUCGUGCAAGGCCAUCAUCGAACAGGACACCGGCAAGUGCAAAGGAUUCGGCUUCGUCAUGUACUACUCACCAGCAGCCGCUGAGAACUGCAUUCGAGGCUUCUUCCAUCUAGGCUUCCAGGCCAGCUACGCCCAGAAAUCCCGGAAUGCACGAUUGAAGGAUCUCGAGGACAAAGCAUCAACCAAUAUCUACUGCACCGGUGUACCAAUUGACUGGAAUGAAGCUGAUUUGGCCAAGCACUUCCUGCCUUAUCGAGCCAUUUCAACCAAGAUUUGUCGAGAUACACCUUCUGGUGUCAGCAAAGAGGUCGGCUUCGCUCGCUUUGACACACGCGAGAUUGCUGAGCAUGUCGUCAGAGACUUCCACAGCGUUCUGUGUGAACACGAUGGCGUCAAGCUCUUCCUUCGAUUCGCAGACACCAAGGCUCAGAAACAGCUCAAGCUUCAAAGCCAAGAAAGACGUACAUGGCGCAGUCGGGAAUACAGCUAUUCCGUUGAACACACUCCAUCACCAACCUUGACUCGUUUCCAAAAUGUUGGUGACGGUGUCAGUCCUGGCAGCUACCAGUCUCCUGCUGGCGGCAAUCACAACUUCACUCCUGACACGUCAGUCUCACCUCCUGAAGCUCAGAUUGGCAAGCCAACUAUCAGUGUUACCACUACUCGAACUGCUGCUUGGCCCAUGCAAGGCGGCUUGCAAUCUAUCACCAACACCGCCGGCUCUCGAGUUCAGACAGUGGCCUUGCCGCCGACUCAGACUACAGUUUCCAUCAAGACCGAAACCAACAUGCCCCUCCAUGACGCUCGACAAACCAAGACACCAAGUCCCAAGAAGGCUAUCGCUGCUCCAGGCAAGGAGAAUGUCAGCACAAUCACUCCUGAAAGAGUUGAGUGA
This is a messenger RNA of Lithohypha guttulata, 1629 nucleotides long. RefSeq lists its product as uncharacterized. Lineage: Eukaryota; Fungi; Ascomycota; Eurotiomycetes; Chaetothyriales; Trichomeriaceae. Gene Ontology annotation, cellular component: cytosol; ribonucleoprotein complex; nucleus. The transcript is spliced from 5 exons. The record is from RefSeq and is a predicted model, not a curated record. Bases 1 to 1629 code for a protein of 542 amino acids. Gene Ontology annotation, molecular function: poly(A) binding; mRNA 3'-UTR binding; poly(U) RNA binding.